AUGUCGGGAAGAAGAGGUGCAACUGCCAAUGGGGAAGGUAGUCGCCGAGAAAAGUUGUACGAGAGCAUCAUGGGUAUCGCGAUAUGCACUACUAACGCUACUGCCAUUCCGGGAAACGCCGAUGAAACUGCCGCUGCCGAGGCGGCCGCCAAAGCGCUUUCCUCCCGACUCGUUACCUUUGUCACUGGCUCACCAAAAAAGCCCGAGUGGACGUCCACCCGGAAUUGUGUAUUGUCAAUGGGGAAGCCACGGACGGGACCCGAAACGCCCCUGUGCUGCUUUUUGAAAAGCAUCCAACGGGAUCGCACCAUGGGAUGUCAAGUACAAGCAGCCCGGGAACUCAAACCGGAAGAAGUACUCAUGACCAUGCCACAAUCCGCCAUGAUUUCACCCAAUCUGGUGACCGCGAGUGAUGCCGGAAAGGUGGUCUUGGCGUGCAUCUCACACGCAACCGGCACGGAAGGAUUCUGGGACUUAGUGGAAAACACAACCUUGUGCAAAGCAACCUUUUUGCCCAAAGUGGUGGGGAAUACGGGGCCACAGUUGUUGGUCAAGAUUUGGCAGGAACGCAAAAAGGUGGAAGCCCUAUUUAACCAUCGGAAAAAUAGUCCCACUACGGCUACCAUUGGGGCGUACUCAUUAGCGGCAUCCAAAGGUGUGUCCACACAAGCGCCGGUAUUGGCAUUGCUUAUUCAUCUGCAAUUUUCCAACACCAGUCAACCCGGGGUCUCAUCCGGCAUACAAAAAUUGCAAAUGGCGCUGGAGAGUAACGACGGCAACGCCUUGCGGUCAGCAACCAGUGUGCAAGUCCCUUCCGGGGCCCCGGAGACCUUUGCUCCGUGCGCAUGGACUCUACCAUCCUCUGUGUCGAUUCCGCUGUGCUGGAAACGUAAUGAGCUUGCACUCUUGGCAGGAUGCAUUCCGGGAGUAUCCUUGUUGAAAGAGGUUGUCACCAGCACAUUACAGCUUGACCCGGAGUUCACCGCCUUGCUGGAGGCCGGCAUUCUGGAACACUUCCCGGAAACAUUUCCACCGAGACUCUUGACCUGGGAGCAUUGA
Phaeodactylum tricornutum CCAP 1055/1 is the source of this 1059-nucleotide messenger RNA. RefSeq lists its product with no specific name. The coding region runs from base 1 to 1059 and encodes 352 amino acids. Lineage: Eukaryota; Bacillariophyta; Bacillariophyceae; Surirellales; Neidiaceae. The record is from RefSeq and is a predicted model, not a curated record. The transcript is spliced from 2 exons.